Molecule: messenger RNA, 540 nt
Organism: Vigna radiata var. radiata (mung bean)
Lineage: Eukaryota; Viridiplantae; Streptophyta; Magnoliopsida; Fabales; Fabaceae
Product: poly(A)-specific ribonuclease PARN-like
Exons: 2
Coding region: 79-540 (153 amino acids)
Cellular component (GO): cytoplasm
Molecular function (GO): 3'-5'-RNA exonuclease activity; RNA binding
Source: RefSeq, a predicted model, not a curated record
GGGUUGGAUUAAAGAAGGAUUUAGGGGUUUUGAUGAUUAGGGUUGGAUUAAAUCCGAAGCAGAAACGACGCCGUUUUGAUGGCUUCUGUGUUUCAGUUGCGGCUUCGUUCUCUCUGCACGUCGUCCUCGAAAUGGAGGGUGAAGCAGGUGACAACUUCCAACUUUGAAGAGUCCCUGCAAGAGCUAAAGACUCACAUCUCUUCCUCCGAUUAUGUCGCCGUAUCCAUGGCCAAGACCGGCUCUCCGUCGCCGCCGUCCUGGCUCCGCCCUCUACCUUUCGACACCGCCCAGACCGCCUACUCAAAGGCCUGCCGCGCUGCCCACCGCUUCCAGCUCCUCCACUUUGCAGUAUGCCCCUUCUCCGUCUCUAGCUCCGACAAACUCCUCGCUCACCCUUAUAAUUUCGUGUUGUUUCCAAGAGACGAAUUGAAAAUGGGGAUGCCUGCUUACAGCUUUUCGUGCCAGACAUCGCUUCUUGCCUCCAUGGCUCGCAAUCCCUAUCCCAAUCGCAAUCCAAUUCCAAUUACCCCAAUUUUCUAA